AUGGGGCUUAUGCCCAGAGGUAACCGACGAGAUUAUUGGACUCUGAACUGGCUCACUGAAAGCCCUGGGUUUCGCAAAGUGAAGCCUCGAGACAGGUUUCUUGGAAUCCUUAGAUAUCUGCAUUUUCAGGGUAACUCGGCAGCCAUUCAAGAUAAAGAACAUCGGGACUACGACAAGCUUUACAAGGUUCGAUCUGUUCUUUCAAGCGUUGUGACAAAAUACCAAUCUGUGUACAAACCGAACCGUGAAAUAUCUUUAGAUGAAUCCAUGAUUGCAUGCAAGUCAAAGUUUGGCUUCCGCAAAUUCAUGAAAGAUAAACCCAUUAGACGGGGCAUAAAAGUGUUUGAUGUCGCAGAAUCUUCUUCUGGAUAUGUAUGUAACCUGAAAGUUUACACAGGCAAGGACGAUAAUGAAAUGGUGAAUAGUCCUAUUUUUGACGUGGUGGUGGACCUGACUAAGCCAUUUCAUAACCUGGGAGACAACCUAUUUUUUGACACUCUGUACUCAAGUGCGCUCCUCUUCAAAGAACUCUUGAAGAAAGGAAUAGUCACUCGGAACAGUCCGUGCAAACACGAAAGAUCUUCCUAA
This is a messenger RNA of Aplysia californica (California sea hare), 588 nucleotides long. RefSeq lists its product as uncharacterized. The record is from RefSeq and is a predicted model, not a curated record. The coding region runs from base 1 to 588 and encodes 195 amino acids. NCBI's taxonomy places the organism in Eukaryota, Metazoa, Mollusca, Gastropoda, Aplysiida, Aplysiidae. The transcript has a single exon.